AUGUUCGAGCACUUGCCGGUGCCGUAUGGGCUUGCGAGAUACGGUGUGGCACCAGAUCAUCCCGAAGUGAAGAAAUGUACGGAAACGCUUGAGGAUGUUGCAAGAACCUCUUCAUGUUUCAACUUUGUAGGUAAUACCCAAAUAGGCAGCGGCGACAACGAGCUGCCUAUGCACGCUCUGGUGCCGUACUUCGAUGCUGUUCUGUUUGCGUAUGGCGCUAGCAAGGACAAGAAGCUUGCCAUCCCGGGCGAGAAGCUCAAGGGUGUCCUGAGCGCGAGAGCGUUCGUAGGGUGGUACAAUGGUCUGCCCGAGCACGCUGAUCUCGAUCCUGACUUGGCAGCUGGCGACACUGCGGUCGUCAUUGGCCAAGGUAACGUCGCCCUGGAUGUAACGCGCAUCCUCGUUUCGCCGCUGGAGGAGCUGCGGAAAACUGACAUCUCCGAACAAGCCCUCGACGCUUUGUCGAGAAGCACAGUCAAUGACGUCAAAGUCAUUGGGCGGCGAGGCCCACUACAAGCACCGUAUACCAUCAGAGAACUGCGUGAGUUGAUGCAUCUGCCUGGGGUGGGCUUCAAGUCCCCGCCAGAAAGCUGGGACGAUUUGAUUGGGGUGGAGCGGAAGAGGCUGCCACGACAGCUGAAAAGAAUCGCGGAACUCCUAGAGAAAGGCGGCCAAACGCCGCUAGAGGCUGCAAGCAAAGCGUGGCAGUUGGGCUAUCUGCGGUCACCAGCAGCGUUCCUCUCCGCAAGCAAUGACCGUCUGGAAGCGGUCGGCUUCGAGCAGACGGAGUAUGUUGAGUCUGCGCAAGACGUUUUAACAGGUAACCCGCAAGAAGAUCUCAAUGCCCUCCGAGCCCUGCGCGUGCAACCAAGCGGCAAGAAGUCACUGGUCCAUGCCACUCAUGCCUUCCGCUCCGUAGGCUACCUGUCCGAGCCGCUUGCCGGCAUGUCAGAUAUCGGCGUGCCGUUCGACCGGAAGCUUGGAAUCAUACCAAAUGAUCGAUGGGGUCGUGUGAUGAAUCCUACAGAAGGGCCGGCGGGGCCUUUGACCGCUGGGCAUGUGCCAGGCAUGUAUUGUGCAGGAUGGGUCAAGCGAGGUCCAACUGGAGUGAUAGCCAGUACGAUGGACGAUGCCUUCAUUACCGCCGAUAUCAUCGCCAAGGACUGGGAGGAGGGAACAAAAUUCAUUGAAGGUGACGGCGAGAAGGGCGGCUGGGAUGCGCUAAAGCAUGAAGUGGAGAGAAGAGGCAUCCGAAGUGUGAGCUGGGCGGAUUGGGAGAAGAUUGAUGCCGAAGAGAGAAGGCGAGGAGAAGCAAAGGGCAAAGUAAGAGAGAAGAUCACACGAGUGAACGAAAUGUUGAGAGUGCUCGACGGCUAA
Molecule: messenger RNA, 1377 nt
Organism: Baudoinia panamericana UAMH 10762
Lineage: Eukaryota; Fungi; Ascomycota; Dothideomycetes; Mycosphaerellales; Teratosphaeriaceae
Exons: 2
Coding region: 1-1377 (458 amino acids)
Biological process (GO): ubiquinone biosynthetic process
Cellular component (GO): mitochondrion
Source: RefSeq, a predicted model, not a curated record